Molecule: messenger RNA, 1050 nt
Organism: Vigna radiata var. radiata (mung bean)
Lineage: Eukaryota; Viridiplantae; Streptophyta; Magnoliopsida; Fabales; Fabaceae
Exons: 1
Coding region: 1-1050 (349 amino acids)
Source: RefSeq, a predicted model, not a curated record
AUGACGGAAAACAACAACCGUACUGGCGCCCACAAUGACGGCCAUAACAGCGGCCGAAACGACGGUCGCCAUGAUGACAACGGUCGUCCUCCACGAUCGCCUGAGUUGCUACCUUUCACUAAAGACGUUAUGCAGGCUACAAUGCCCGAUCGACCUCACCCGCAAAUUGAAAAAUUCGACGGAACAACAGACGCCGAACACCAUCUCCGAAAUUUCGUCGACUCCAUGGCCUUCUAUUCCAAAAGCGAUCCAGUCAAAUGCAGGGCUUUCUCCCUAUCUCUAAAAGACGAAGCCCUAGAAUGGUAUUACACUCUUCCUCCUAAUUCUAUUGACAGUUUUCAUACGGUCACCACUCUAUUCAAAAGGCAAUUUUCGGCCAACCGGAGGGAGAGGAUGUCCGCUGCCGAACUCGUCAAUCUCAAACAAGGGAGAGACGAACCGUUGAGAACAUUCAUGCGCAGAUAUUCUGAAGCGGCAAUAAGAGUAAAAGGUGUCACCCAUGAGUUCAUUAUCAACAACCUGCCCAACUAUCUCAAACUGGGGUUUGUCUCCGAGAGUCUAUAUGCUGAAUUACCGAAGACUAUGGAGGAAUUACAGGAAAAAAUGACCAAAUUCAUCAAAAUGGAAGAUCAACGACACUACCGCAAGAAAGUUGAGGCCUCCAUAAUUGAAGCUAAACGCGAUGACCAGCGAUCGCAUGACAAGGGUCGUAAUCAAAGGCCCCUGCGAAGAGGGCCUCCAGUACCACUCGGUCUCCGCUACGACCACUACGCACAUCUCACUGUUCUGAGGGAGAAAGUGUUUGAAAAAGCCCUCCAAACUAACCUGAUCACCGUUCGCAAACGACGCUCGCCCAGGGAUGCGAACGGAUCUAAAACAUGUCAGUUUCAUGAUAACCAAGGACACUCCACAGAAGGAUGUCAGAGCCUCAAAGACGAAAUCGAAAGAUUAAUCCGUGUCAGAUAUCUGCGGGAAUUUGUUAAGGCAGAGACGAGUCAACGAGGGCGCUCACCCAAAAAGAUAAGGAGAAGCCCUGAACCUUCACGCUGA